This is a messenger RNA of Fusarium musae, 2649 nucleotides long. RefSeq lists its product as uncharacterized. NCBI's taxonomy places the organism in Eukaryota, Fungi, Ascomycota, Sordariomycetes, Hypocreales, Nectriaceae. Gene Ontology annotation, molecular function: RNA uridylyltransferase activity. The record is from RefSeq and is a predicted model, not a curated record. The coding region runs from base 1 to 2649 and encodes 882 amino acids. Gene Ontology annotation, biological process: RNA 3'-end processing. The transcript has a single exon.
AUGCCUCCCCAAUCGAAUUGGGGUUCUGGUUACUUGUACAACGCCAGACGCGCAGUUCAGUUUCAUCCCGAGGAAAUUGCAGCUCAGGAUGCCCUGCUUGACCAGCUUUGUUUUCAAGUUAUUUCCAAUUCUGAAAUCGAAAGAUCGGAAAUAGCAGAAAAGGAGGAAUUCCGUUGCAGGAUUGAAACCAUUAGUCGAGAGGUCAUUGCCAGCUAUGAGAAAGAGGCAAGGCCAGAAACAGACUUUCAACCCCUCACAGUUCAGCUGAAAUGCUUUGGGAGUUUGUCUUCAGGCUUCGCAACCAAGGCUUCAGACAUGGAUCUUGGUCUUCUUUCACCAAUGUCUGCAUCCCAGCCUGAUGCUCCCGGAUCUCCUAUACCGCGUCUCCUAGAGAAGGCUUUCUUGGAAGCUGGCCUAGGAGCGAGGCUUCUGACCCGAACUAGAGUCCCCAUCAUCAAGCUUUGCCAGUCUCCACCGGAAAAGCUUCGACAAGGACUUCUCGAGGAGAGAUUUCGAUGGGAGAAUGGCCUUGAUGAAGCCCAUGAAGCUCAGGAAGAUGAUGAAAACGAUCCACAAGCAGCAAACAGUGAGCAUGGCAAUCAACAAGACCACAUUGCAGGGAUUCAAAGCAGUUCCACAACCGUCGUUGAGCCCGUAUCACUGGAUCGCAUCCAAGACGGCACGAAAGCAAUUGAACUUAAGCAAAGCCUCAAAAGCUCUCUCUCCUCGUACUAUGGCUUAGCCAAGCGGGUUCUUCGUAGAGCCGGUGGCCGUGAUGCUACCAUCUCUAAUUAUCGCGUACUCUCCAAUGAAGAUUGGGUUAUAUUGAACAGGGUGAGCGAGGCCUUCAUCAGCGGUCUUGCGGAUACUCGUCUUCGUGAUCGCCUGUCCAAGUACCCGUCUCUCUCCUUUGUGCAAGAUGCAGAGAGUCCCGCCAAACGAUCUUUACUUGGGGUAUACACCCAGGUCGAAGGCGAACAUAUUCGGCUGCGCUGGGAGGAGAGUGGUGUCGAAGAGCGUAACCCCGCUUCUCAAUCGUUGACUGGGCAGGCCUUAAAGGUAUGGGAGGACGCUCAAUACAGAGAGAACUUUGGUACCGAUCCCAUCUUUUUCACUAAAGAACUUCAAUUGGCCCUUGACAAGCUUAAAAGGGCCCCUUCCGUGCAAUUCGUGGUUUUGGAACAGGGUCAACAUGAGGCGCCUGCGUCAUACUAUACGAGAGCACUCUACAUUUUUAACGGACUGAAGCCAGCUAAUGAACAAGCCAUCGCAAAGUGGACGAGUAUGCUUGUUACACAAUAUGUCAGCGGUAUACAUCAGGAGGAGGUUCGAAAAAUGUUACAGACUUGCAUAACCACAUGUUCUGAGUUCCUGUCGCUCAGAGGAGUCGGGCUCUUACAUAAAUGCAUACAUUUAGCAUGGGAAUUCGAACGAGCGUUAGAUAAGGAUUCGUACGAUGGGUCUGUCGUGCAGGAUGUUAAAGACUAUAUCGCCCUACUGCGGUCACCCUUACAACAAAAUGACCCCCUGAGGCUUGGCGACGAUUUUUUCAUUCCCCUCACACCAACAACGGUAGACCUUGUGGCGAGGAUCAGACACCUUCCAGACCCUCACAAGAUGGCUCCGAACCAGCCACGUGAUCGAUACAGAGACCAUUUAGAGUUUCCCAAGACAGGCGCAGGUGUGCAAUGUGACAUCAACUUCUCUGCCCAUUUGGCUCUUCAUAAUACAGCCCUCCUACGAUGUUACUCUCACACCGACCCGCGCGUCCGACCCAUGGUCUUAUUCGUUAAGCAUUGGGCGAAAACCCGUGGGAUCAACUCGGGAUAUCGUGGGACCCUUAGCAGCUAUGGCUACGUUCUAAUGGUCCUUCACUAUCUAGUCAACGUCGCUGAGCCCUUUGUCAGUCCAAACCUCCAGCAGCUCGCUCCUCCUCCACCCCCGGGGCUCUCGCCUGUCGAAUUCGAGAAUAUGGUUAUGUGCCGUGGCCAUAACGUUCAGUUUUGGCGUAACGAAGAAGAAAUCCUGGAGCUGGCACGUGCAAACCAGCUAAAUGGUAACAAAGAUACCAUUGGCCACCUCCUGCGUGGCUUCUUCGAGUAUUAUGCCCAUAGCAGUAUACUCAGCACUUCCACGGGCAGAGGAUUUGACUGGGGAAGAGAUGUGCUCAGUUUGCGGACGCCAGGUGGUUUGCAGACAAAGCAAGACAAGGGUUGGACUGGCGCCAAAACAGUCAUCGAGGCUCAAAAUGUCGGGCCUCAUCCGCCGCCUCAGCCCGACCAAGCGUCUUCUACGGCAGUACAUCCUAAAGAGAAUGAUGUCAAGGAUACAGGAGCACAGUCCAAGCAAGGCACGCAAGGCAGCGUCACAGGUAGGAAUGGAGAAUUCAAGGAAGUCCGUCACCGCUAUCUCUUUGCUAUCGAGGACCCCUUCGAGCUGGAUCACAACGUUGCUCGAACUGUCACGCAUAACGGCAUUGUGUCAAUCCGCGAUGAGUUCCGUCGGGCGUGGAAGAUUAUCAAGUCGGCUGGCAAUGGUAGCCCUCAGGAAAGCUUACUCCGGGAUGUGACUGAUGUAGAGGAAGAAGGCAGUCCUUUAUCUCGCCUUCUGGAUGAGAUUCAUGGAGCGGGUCGAUCCCGGAACACUUGA